Molecule: messenger RNA, 1674 nt
Organism: Saprolegnia diclina VS20
Lineage: Eukaryota; Oomycota; Saprolegniomycetes; Saprolegniales; Saprolegniaceae
Exons: 7
Coding region: 38-1576 (512 amino acids)
Biological process (GO): positive regulation of proteasomal ubiquitin-dependent protein catabolic process; ubiquitin-dependent protein catabolic process; protein polyubiquitination
Cellular component (GO): ubiquitin ligase complex; cytoplasm
Molecular function (GO): ubiquitin conjugating enzyme binding; ubiquitin protein ligase activity; zinc ion binding
Source: RefSeq, a predicted model, not a curated record
GGCGAUCGACAUUGCCCUUGCGAGCCAUUGUUGAAUUAUGACCUUGACCGCCACCGACCGCGCGAUGCUUCAUGGCGAGCUCAUGCUCAUCCUUGCAGCCUUCAAGGAUCUGCCAUCGUCGCACGACGACGACGAUGACACUGUCGUCGCGACGACAGAGCCCUCGGUCGAGCGGAAUCCUACCCGCGCCGAGUGCUGUUGCAUUUGCCUGGAAGCGGUGCCAUCCGCGGUCGCGACCGAGCCAAUUGAAGUGCCUGAAGUAGCGCAAUUGGCCUUGAGCUGCGGGCACGCCUACUGCAAAGGGUGCAUCCAAGCCUACGUCGCCGCCAAGAUCGACACGCGCGAGGUGCAAGGAACGCAGCUCACGUGCCCCGUCCUCGAUUGCCGCCGGGCGUUGGACGCCAUGGACAUUCUUCGCACGACGACCGAAGCGGUGUUUCUCAAGUACUUGCACUUUACGGCGUCGAUCGAGUUUGAGAAGCUGCCACACGGCCGGCACUGCCCCAACCCAAAGUGCAACAUUGCGAUCGAGUGCGACCCGCGUGAGAAGACGUUUGUGUGCCACAAGUGCAGAGCGAGAGGCUGCUUCAAGUGUGGCAACGCGUCGCAUCCGUUCCGGACCUGCAGCCAAGCGCUCGACAGCAUGUACAUGAACUGGGAAAAGUCGAUGAAUGCAUUGUCGAGCACGAAAGCUGUCGCGCCGUGCCCGAGCUGCGGGUACCGCAUCUGGAAGAACGACGGUUGCCAGCACAUGACCUGUCAGAAAUGCCGCCACGAGUGGUGCUGGACAUGCAACAUUACGUGGCGCACGCACAACAACUGGAUGGCGCAACGCUACUGCCACCUGGCCACCAUCCUGGCCUCGCCGCGCUGGGGUCCCUGCCUCCCGAUCCGCGUUGUCACGCAGUCGAUUGCCUUGACGCUCGUCACGGCGGGCGUCUUUGCCGGUGGCGCCAUCGCGGCGGCUGGCCUUGUCGUUGGCAUCCCUCUGGCUCUGCUCUACUUGGUGCCGCGCGAGCUCUAUCGCAAGUGGCGCCGCGAGCGCUACCAGCGCAAGAAGGUGCAGCUGCACUACCUCGCUGAGAAGGUCCAGCGCGGCACACACAUUUACGUCCACACGACUGCGGACGAUGAUGUGAUGCUGCCCGAUUUGGCGAUUAGCGGCGACUGGCGCCAUGGAAACGCCGCGUCACUACAGUACGUGGCGUACGUCGGCCUCCCCGUGCACGGCAGCUUUGUCGUGUACCUGAGUUCGCGCGACUCGACGCAGCUGGCCGCGACGCCGGGCUACUUUCGAGCCGUGCUCAUGCCGUCGAUAAGCGCGGCGCUACCAACACCCGAGAUUCUCAGCGACCUUGUGCCGCCCACUGCCGAGGAGCGCACCCUCACACUCGUCUAUGAUGCCGACGCGACGGUGUUGGCCGAGGUGCAGCACGCAAGCAUGGCGCUUGAAGACCUCAACAUUCGAGCUCGCAUCCUCUUUGUGCAUCGACCAGAGACUGCAACGUCGCCAGAGUAUAUGAAUUUGGUCUAUACGGCGCUCUUCAACGCGGCACCACGACCGUCGUCAGCCUAGUUGACCAUGCAUCCUUUGAAUUCUGCAAGUCUCAACUAAAUAUACCUAUAAAUAUCUACUAUUAUAGAAUACGUGCACUGAUUUCCCAAAUUGCUGGA